This is a messenger RNA of Gryllus bimaculatus (two-spotted cricket), 478 nucleotides long. NCBI's taxonomy places the organism in Eukaryota, Metazoa, Arthropoda, Insecta, Orthoptera, Gryllidae. The record is from the annotation of a GenBank genome assembly.
UAACAGUAACAGUAAAAUGCAGCUUUUGCUUGUAAAUCCAAUCCAAUCCAAUGAAAAACGUGUGGUGUUGUGGGGGGCGCAGGGCGGCAGCAGCAGAGGCGGACUUCCUGGCGGCGGGGGUGGCGCUGUUCCAGCGGCGUUGCGAGCGGCGGCGCGAGGCCCGCCCCGCCCCCGCAGACUCCACCGCCCCCGCCCACCGCUCGCUGCUGGGGGCCGCCGCACUCGACGGCCUCUGGCUCUGGCGCUGCUUCAACUACAGCGCGCGGGCGCCGGGGCGGUGUCCGCGCCGCGCGAGCCGGGCCAAUGGGCGCUGUGGGCGCUGACGCUGGCGCCCAACGAGGGGCUGCGCGUGUCGGCGCCGCUGCCCGUGGCCGUCUUCAGGCCGCUCGCCGUCUUCUUCUCGCUGCCCGCGGCGCUGCGCGUGGGCGAGACGCUCGAGGUGGACGUGCGCAUCGCCAACAACGUCAACUCCUGCAUG